UGCUGAGCUUGAUGGAGACAGAUGCAUGUCAGGUACGCGAACAACCUGACUCCCUAUAAAUAGGUGGCCUUCCAUCCUCAUUGGGUCCAUCGCAACUUGCAAGCGCGCACACACACAUCGGGCUAAGUUUUCAGUUGAAGUAGGUCGAGAGUAUGGAGGACGCGAUGAAGGUUGGUCCAUGGGGUCCGCAGGGUGGACAACCUCAAGACAUCAAUAAAGCAAGCAAGCCCCAAUCCCUGGUGAGCAUCACCAUCUGUAGCUCCGAGUCCGAGGAUGGCCGUAUCUUUGGCUUCUCCUUCGUCUACAAGGACCAGAAUAGGAAGCCCCUCCCUGUCGGCCCCUGGGGCAAGAUUGACCCGGAACACAACAUCAGUAAAAUCAACAUGGAUCCCGACGAGUACCUCGUCCAGGUGUUUGGCACCACCGACGGCACCGGCAUCACCUCGCUCAAGCUGGUCACCAACAAGCAGCCGUACGGGCCGUAUGGCUACCCGGCAGGGGCCACCUUCGUGGUGACGUUGCAGCCGAACAAUGGCGAGGUGGUUGCCUUCUUCGGCUGCUCCGGCAACACCCUCGCGGCGCUCGGCGUCUACGUGCUGGGGAAGAAUGGUUUGCCGGUCAAGAUCGGUCCGUGGGGAGGAUCCGGCCAACCCGUGGACAUCACCACGCCAGUCAAGCUUAAGCAGGUCAGCGUCUACAGCACCCAGAAAAUAGGAGAGCGCAUCAAAGGCUUCUCCUUCGUCUACGUCGACCAGCAUGUCAAGCGCACAUCUGCCGGCCCCUGGGGCACGGGCAAAGGACAUGAGAAUCUGCCGUUUUCCAUGAGCCCAGGCGAGUAUGUGAACAAUUUCUCCGGCACUUUCGACGACUACGGGCGUGACCUCGCUCAAGUUCACCACCAACCAGCAGAAUGUGCACGGCCCGUACGGGUACCCCUCGGGGACUGCCUUUAGCGUGCCGCUGCCGAACGACCGCGAUGACAACGGCGCCAUGGUCGGCUUCUUCGGCCACUCUGGGGAGAGCCUCAUGGCCCUCGGCAUCUACGUCGGGCUCGUGUCCAACGAACCAUGAAUCAAUCACUUAUAUAAAUAUAUCUAUCGAGCUAGCAGCUAGCUACUCUACCGAUCGAUCCCAUCCAGAUGUACGUCGUACCUGCAGGCUGCAGACCUCAACUCGAUCCGCUACUAUGCGUUAAACCCCUGCUUGCUAGCUACUAGCUAGCUAGCUGGCUAUACAUAUGUCAUAAUAUGUGUGUAAUGAAUAAGCACGAUGGGAUCCAGCAGCAUCGUCUGCAGCUCGAUCAAAUACUGUUAAGAGAUUAUAUAUGUUCAUGUAUACGUACCUAAGUGUGUAUGAAUAAAGUUGUAAUAUGCCACCCAUGGUUUGCAAUAAAUAAAUACCUCCCGUACGUC
Lolium perenne is the source of this 1412-nucleotide messenger RNA. Its product is annotated as mannose/glucose-specific lectin-like. NCBI's taxonomy places the organism in Eukaryota, Viridiplantae, Streptophyta, Magnoliopsida, Poales, Poaceae. The record is from RefSeq and is a predicted model, not a curated record. Gene Ontology annotation, molecular function: carbohydrate binding.